CCAUUUCUUAAUCAAAUAUUUAGUACGAUGUACACAAUACAAUAAUAAUCAACACCUAAUGAUUUAUUACACCCUCCAAAAUAACCAACUUUGAACUUUCUAGUCCACCAUGAAACCACCACAACUUCUCUCAUAUCUUCUCUCUCUCCUCUUCGUUCUUCUUCCCUCCCAUUCUCUCUCCUCUUCGCCACCUCCGGCCACCGUCUGCAUCAUUGGAAGCGGAAUCUCCGGCGCAUCAGUCUCCCAUUUCCUCCGCAAAUACUCGCCGGAACCCUCGCCAAUCGCCGCCAUUCAUGUCUUCGAGAAAAACUCCGUCGUCGGAGGUCGUAUGGCUACGAUCACAAUUGCUAACAAUACCUUCGAAGCUGGUGCCUCAAUUCUCCACCCUAAGAAUUACCAUGCCUUGAAAUUUACUGAGUUUCUUCAGUUGAAGAAGAAGGUUUCCGAAGAUGAUGAUAGCGAGUCUUUAGGGAUUUGGGAUGGGGAGAAGUUUGUGUUUACGACGUGGAGUUCGAAUUGGGGGUUUUCGAUUGUUAAUAAGGUUGUUUCGUGGCUUAAUUCGUGUAAGCUUUUGUGGCGUUAUGGAUUUUCGUUGUUCAAAAUGCAGAAUUACGUUGAGAGUAUGCUAGAUAAUUUCUUGAAGUUCUAUGAGGGUUUUGAUACAAGGCCUGUCUUUAAUGGUGUGGAGGAAAUGCUCAAAUGGUCAGGUUUAUAUAAUCUCACCAGCCGAACAUUGGAGGAGGAAUUAAUCGAUGCAAACCUCUCUCCUUUACUUAUUAACGAGCUUGUCACGGUUAUCACACGGAUCAAUUACGGUCAAAGUACCCGCAUGAGUGGAUUGGCAGGGGCAGUUUCCUUAGCAGGUUCAGGUGGUGGGUUGUGGGCAGUUGAAGGUGGCAAUUGGCAAAUGGCUGCAGGACUUAUUAAUAGUUCAGAUGUCAAAUUGCAUCUAAAUGAAGAGAUACAGUCUGUCUCCCAUGUUGGAACUCAUUAUGAACUUAACUCGACCAAAGGAAACAGUUAUGUCUGUCAAGUCACAGUUUUUGCUACACCACUAGAUGAACUAAAAGUUAAGAUUGAGCCACCAAUAUCAAUUCCUGAUAGAAAGAUGCAGCACACUCACACUACCUUUAUCAGGGGCUUGUUAAAUCCUGCAUAUAUUGGCCUGGGAAGAGUUGGUGAUAUUCCGGACCUGGUUGGUACCCUUGAGGAUUCCAAGAUUCCUUUUUCAUGUAUAUCUGUUCUGAAGAAGCACAGCAGGGAAGAUAUGACGUACAAGAUGUUCUCACGCAAACCUGUGGAUGAUGCAUUGCUUGAUCAAAUAUUCAGCAUCAGGAAAGAGACCAUUCAAAUAGAUUGGGCUGCAUAUCCUCACUAUGAGGCUCCAGAGGCAUUUGCACCCUUUAUUUUGGAUGAUUUACAUCUGUAUUAUGUAAAUGCUUUUGAGAGUGCGGCUAGUGCAAUGGAAACUGGUGCAGUUUCUGGUGAGAAUAUAGCACGUUUAAUCUUAUCAAGAAUUUCUACUGAAGCACUCUCAAGGUUACCUACCAUGAAGGGCACCACUUUCAGCAGUAGCAGGGAUGAUCUGUACUCCGAUUUGUAGUCUGAUGCAUCAUGUUAUGAAGGAUUGUGAGUUUAUAACUCAUUGCACAUGUGUAACAAUAUCAUUAAACUUAUCUGUAUCUUGUGUGUCAAAAAUAUCUAUGUUACAUGGACUCGGGUACUCAUGUCCGACAUGGGUAUAUGUCCAAGUGUCCAACUUGGCUAUUUUGUGAAAAAAAUCCAUGGUUUUGAACCGAAAGUGAAGUGCCCAUGUGUUAUACCCAUAUCCGAGUGUUGAGGGUCCAAAAGGGGUAUUUGAGGUGAAAUGAAGAGUUCAUGUAACAUAGCAAAUAUGUAUGACUUACAUGAUGUUUAAUUUUCUCUUUGCCACUUUGGUAUACAAAUAAGACUUUGGCGAUGCA
Chenopodium quinoa (quinoa) is the source of this 1964-nucleotide messenger RNA. RefSeq names its product farnesylcysteine lyase-like. The transcript is spliced from 5 exons. The record is from RefSeq and is a predicted model, not a curated record. Gene Ontology annotation, molecular function: prenylcysteine oxidase activity. The coding region runs from base 110 to 1603 and encodes 497 amino acids. Gene Ontology annotation, biological process: prenylcysteine catabolic process; prenylated protein catabolic process. Lineage: Eukaryota; Viridiplantae; Streptophyta; Magnoliopsida; Caryophyllales; Amaranthaceae.